AUGCCCAAGUCGAUGCAGUCGUACCGCAGCGUCGACGACUACGACGCCGACGAUGACUAUGCUGCCGAACAACGCGAGCGCCAUGACACCUUCAGCAGCACCACGCCCACCUCCCCCACACUCACCUUCAGCGCCCAGAGACCGAUGCGUGCCUCGGACACGGACCUCACGAGGUCGACAGGCAGCGUCAACGAGCGGACCGCCUUGCUAGGAGUGCCUCAUUUGCGAGGCGCCAGAUCCUACAAGAGUCUUCCUGCCACAAGUCCCGGCACGCCUCGACCGGGCAUGACGCGUAACAACAGCCAGCUGCCUAUCAGUUCGCGCAUGCGGAGCAGGAGAGGCUCCCUCACGGGUGGACACACGUUUAGUCAGCGGCUAGUAAAUGCCCUGGGCGAGCGAGGAGCGGGCCUGGAGCAGAGCAUGCACUCAGCAAAGGCUUCCUUCCUCCAGGACAACCGCGUGUGGUACGAUCAGUUUACGUCCACUGAUUGGGUCCAUGAUAACAUCGCCGACGCGUAUCGCGUCAAGGCGCUGCGAAGUAGAAAGGAUAUAAGAGGGCGAUUAGCGGCAUGGUUCGAUGGCGCUCAGGGCUGGAUACUCGUGGCCCUCAUUGGCGUUCUUACUGCCGUCUGCGCGUACCUUGUCAACACCACCGAGACGACGUUAUUCGACCUAAAACAAGGAUACUGCACUAAAGGCUGGAACAAAAGCCGUAAGACGUGCUGUGAUGGUGCAUCAGUAUGCGAGAGCUGGGUCCACUGGUCCGAGGCGGUCCGCAACGACAAGCUGGAUGUGGCCCAGACGCAGUAUGGCUUCUUCGUGCUCUCGGUCGUCCUGCUUUCCAUGGCCUCGUGCCUGCUCACCCUCACCACCAAGACAGUCAUCCCCUCAGCCAUUUCACUCUCUACACUCGACGAAAACCUGGGUGCAGAAGUGCGAAGAUACUCUGAUCAAGCAGAUGAAGAGGACCGUAAACGUAGUAUCAGCCCAGAGUCGAGGUUCCAGGAAGUUCAGGCCCGGCCACCCAUGGUCUACUAUUCCGCUGCUGGCAGCGGUGUAGCUGAAGUCAAGGUCAUUCUCAGCGGCUUCGUUCUUCACGGUUACUUGGGUGUACGGACCCUGCUCGUCAAGACGCUGGCUCUGAUUCUUAGUGUUGCUUCAGGUCUCAGUCUCGGCAAGGAAGGCCCGUACGUGCACAUUGCGACUUGCAUAGGAAACAUUGCGUGUCGUAUCUUCUCCAAGUACAGUAACAACGACGGGAAACGCAGAGAGAUCCUCAGCGCUAGUGCUGCUAGUGGUGUCGCCGUUGCUUUCGGUGCUCCGAUUGGCGGAGUGCUCUUCAGUCUGGAAGAAGUCAGCUACUACUUUCCAUCCAAGACGCUCUUCAGAACCUUCUUUUGCUGCAUCGCGGCUGCCCUAUCCCUCAAAUUCUUGGAUCCAUACGGCACAAAGAAGAUUGUCCUCUUCGAGGUUCGAUACCAUCUAGAUUGGAAGUUCUUUGAGCUGGCAACUUUCGUCUUUACGGGCGCCGUUGGUGGUGUUCUUGGCGCAUUGUUCAUCAAAGCAUCUCGCAUCUGGGCACGAACAUUCCGUCGCAUACCCAUCAUCAAGAAACACCCGCUUCUCGAAGUCUUUCUCGUUGCGCUCAUCACCGGUCUGAUCAGCUUCUGGAACCGAUACACCAAGCUUCCAGUCACUGAGCUUCUGUUCGAACUGGCCAGUCCAUGCGAUACAUACACAGACUCCGGUGACGGUCUUUGUCCUACAGUCGAACACAUCCCAAGCGUGCUCAAAGUCUUGUUCUUCGCAUUCGUCAUCAAGGCGCUCCUGACCGUCGUCACCUUUGGCAUCAAAGUUCCAGCUGGUAUCUACGUACCUUCGAUGGUUGUAGGUGGCCUUGCUGGACGCUUCAUCGGCCACACCGUGCAACUUGUUGCCCUGCGUUUCCACCACUUGGGCGUUUUUGGAGAGUGCUCCGCCGACGGAACACCAGGUCAAUGUGUUGUUCCAGGAGUUUACGCCCUUGUCGCUGCUGGUGCCACAAUGACAGGUGUUACUCGUUUGAGUAUUACCCUGGCAGUCAUUCUCUUCGAGCUCACAGGUAGCUUGGAUCACGUACUACCUUUCUCUCUCGGCAUUCUUGUCUCCAAAUGGGUAGCCGAUGCCAUUGAGCCACUAAGUAUUUACGACCUGCUCACAGACAUGAACUCGUAUCCCUUCCUCGAUAACAAGGUGCGACCAAUCUUCACGUCCGAGCUUGGCGACAUCACCACUGGGAAGAGACAAGAUCACAUCAUCGACAUCUCUGAAGACGCACUUAUCCCCGCAGUCGAGCUUCGUGCAAAGCAACGUGGACUACAGAUGAUAGGUGAACUUGAUGGUGGCUUGUCAAUCAUCAAGAAUGGCGUUCUUGUUGGCCUCAUUCCCGCACCAGAUCUGGAGUUCGCCCUCGAUAAGCUAGAAAACGAAGAGAACACACUUUGCUUAAUGUCACCACGAGUCGACUGGGCUGCAGGACGCGAGCCGCAAGAUGAAGAAGAGCAAGAAGCGUACGAUCCAAGCGACUUCACGCCCUACAUUGACCCGGCACCUGUUGCAUUGGACGUCCACUCACCAAUGGAUUUGGUAUACGAAUGCUUCGUGAAGCUUGGAUUGCGGUAUAUUUGCGUGCUCAGGGACGGCAAGUACGCUGGUCUGAUUCACAAGAAGACUUUCGUCAAAUAUGUCAAAGAACUUGAGCAUCAGGAGAAGAAAGCGCAUGAGAUCUGA
Messenger RNA from Alternaria atra, 2769 nucleotides. RefSeq lists its product as uncharacterized. Gene Ontology annotation, biological process: chloride transport; transmembrane transport. The transcript is spliced from 3 exons. Lineage: Eukaryota; Fungi; Ascomycota; Dothideomycetes; Pleosporales; Pleosporaceae. The record is from RefSeq and is a predicted model, not a curated record. The coding region runs from base 1 to 2769 and encodes 922 amino acids. Gene Ontology annotation, molecular function: voltage-gated chloride channel activity. Gene Ontology annotation, cellular component: membrane; Golgi apparatus; early endosome.